Molecule: messenger RNA, 1924 nt
Organism: Dermacentor silvarum
Lineage: Eukaryota; Metazoa; Arthropoda; Arachnida; Ixodida; Ixodidae
Product: sulfotransferase 1C4
Exons: 2
Coding region: 155-1168 (337 amino acids)
Biological process (GO): sulfation
Cellular component (GO): cytoplasm
Molecular function (GO): sulfotransferase activity
Source: RefSeq, a predicted model, not a curated record
GUCGCCAAGACUUGCCACAAAAGUGAGGGGCGGUAGUCGGGCCUCCUGCGCACUCGCAGGACAAGCUAGAACUGGGCGCCGGGUCGAUUGCAUGAAUAUAGAGUCUGCCACCAGUAACGUAGACGCGCUCGGGAUGACUGCGUGCCUCGGAUAGAUGAUUGUGAACCUGCAGCGGAAACAGCGUGGUAGUUCCGAGAAGGGGAGCGUCGGCUUUGGAAAUAUGUCGGCGGAGGCUUUCCGGGUGAUCAACGGACUUUACCUGGGGAAACACUUUCCCGACGACACAGUUCUGUCGACGAUGGCAUACAAGCCACAACGCGGUGACCUAAUCAUCGUCAGCUACCCAAAAUGCGGUACCACCUGGACUCAUCACAUCGUCUACAACAUCCUAAUGGACGCCGAAGAACCUCAGGAUCCGUUAGACCAGGUACUCCGAAUGCCCUUCCUGGAGAUGCAGGGAGCCGAAGCCGCUGUUUACGCUCCCCAACCUCGCGUGUUGAAGACUCAUUUACCUUUCCACAUGAACCCUUAUUCUCCAGACGCAAAGUACAUCUACAUCACGAGGAACCCCUACGACUGCUGCGUGUCGUUCUACUACCACACCCGCAACAACCCGCCGUAUCAAUUUGGCGAAGGUACUUUCGAAGAAUUCUUCGAACUAUUCCUGCAAGGGCGGGUCGAUUUCGGAGACUACUUUGACAAUGUGGUCUCCUGGUACGAACAUCGGAGCGACCCGAAUGUUCUAUUUCUAACAUAUGAGGAGCUUAAAAAGGACACCGCCGGGCUCGUCCUUCGAAUUGCCGCUUUCAUCGGCGAAGAUAGAGAGACGAGGCUUAAAGAAAAUCCCGAGCUUCUCCGGAAAAUUCUCGAGCAUUCUAGCAUGGAAUACAUGAAGCAAAAGGUCGGCGAUAGUCGGCAGGCUCCUAGGCGAGAAUUUAGCAAUUCACCGAAAAUGAAGAAUCUCAGGCCGGAGCUACUGAAAGGACUGAAUAACCUGAUGGAGUUUACGAAGAAACCUAUGACCGGCAAUUUUGUCCGCAAGGCGCAAGUCGGAGACUGGAGGAAUCACUUCUCGUCACAACAGAUUCAACGGAUGAAACAGAGAAUUGCGGAGGCAACUGUAAGGUCUGACUUUAUGACUCUGUGGAGGGACGUAGAUAUUCCAUGAGUCUAGCAGUGGCAUCCCGAUAAUCGGAUAUGAAAACGCGGUAUUUGAAAACGAGCUCUCGUGAACUGCGUAGAAUCGAGGCUCUUGCGGCAGUUUGGGGAAUCAGCAGUUAAUUCAGGUACGUCUGGCAAUAAAAUGUAGAUGAAACGACACGUUGUCAUUUGUGCAAGUAAAGAAGAAAAAUGGAUAUUCUGUUGUCUUCAAAAGCUAACGCCCUAAUUUUUACUUCAUGGCAUAACGUGCAGCGCCAGAACGCUGGCUGCGUAAACAAUCAGGUCGGCGAGGCUUUCUGCGUCUUCCCACAGUACUAUACAUACAAGCUGAGCUCACUACUCCAUGCAACCUUUCCUAUUUUGAUACAUGUUUUUGACACACGGGUGAUUUAGCGUAUCGUUUCGGUUUAGCGUUAUCAGCAAUAGCCAACUGACAGCAUUACACGUGCUAUCCAAUCCCCGUCACCACUACCGGAUGCACACUCGGCGCUGAUUAUGCAACGUGCGCAAUACGGCAUGGCAUUGUGCAAGGACACCAAAACAUAAGCUUAUUACACUUUAGGGAUGUCAUAACUACAGCUGUCCAGUUUUCGUAUUUGCUCACACGCUCAUAUACUUUAUACUCACCGAAAACUGGAUAGACGUGUGUAGGGAAGAAAGAAUGAAACGCGAUUUCUAAAUUUACUAAUUUUUCUUCGCACCUAUAAGCUAAUAAAGUAGAGACUUUUAUUGCGACAGCAAUUAUAUGGACACUUCUACCGGA